Chelonoidis abingdonii (Abingdon island giant tortoise) is the source of this 1645-nucleotide messenger RNA. RefSeq names its product ADP-ribosyltransferase 5 (gene ART5). The record is from RefSeq and is a predicted model, not a curated record. NCBI's taxonomy places the organism in Eukaryota, Metazoa, Chordata, Testudines, Testudinidae. Gene Ontology annotation, molecular function: NAD+ poly-ADP-ribosyltransferase activity; NAD+-protein-arginine ADP-ribosyltransferase activity.
CCUCCUCUCCACAUGCUUGUGUUUGUUGUGAACAGUGCCCUGAGACUGUCUCCUACGUAACUCUUGGAAGCUGCUUCCUUCCGUGUGAUUUUUGGCCUUGGUACAAAUGCCAUCUGUCCCUGUCCGUGCACAGUCUCUGCAUGCGUCUGGGGGUGGGCUGCUGGGAAGCUGUCUGAAAUUGAAACCAUGCGCAGCGUCCCUGGAGUGGAAUGCUUCACCUUCUGCAUGAUUAAUUUACAUUCCGGGAAACCCUACUAAAAUCUCUCACUUCCUGCAUGAUUCUAGGCCUAAAUGCUGUCGGCUGAGAAAUCCGCGGUCUCUGCUGAUGUGUCUGCCCUGUGAGCCCUAGACAGUGUCUCUAUGCAAAGCUCCCAUUCUUUUAUUUUUAGCCACCCUCUCCGGACUGUGACUGAGCCCUGCCUUGUCCAGCUGGCUCCUGUAGAAAUUAGGGUUACUAAAAAUAUACCAGAUAGUCAACAACCUGUCUUCAGGGCUGGGCUUCCUCUGCUUCAGGAAUUCUGUCCUCCGAAACCUUGCCGUGCCCUGGGGAUGUCCUCACUGCGGGAGCUGUGUCGAGACUGAUGUGAGACGGUUGGCAGUUAUGGGUGAUGGCAGCAUAGCCUCGCAGGUGAGCUGGGAGAUGAAGACGUUGAUUUCUGUGGUUCUCUCCUUGGCUUCUCUUUGGGCUCUCGCCUUGCUGGAAACUUCUCAGGUGAGAUGCCAGCAGUCUGUGCAGCUGGGAAUGGCACCCGACUCCUUCGAUGACCAAUACAUCGGCUGCACUGAAGAAAUGGAAACAGAUAUUGCACCUCGCCUGCUAGAGGAGGAAAAAGCCAAACACCCGCUGCUGGGCUCGAUGUGGGGAAACCUAUCGGCUGUUUGGGCAGUUAAGAAGAAAAGGCUUUCUGUGCCCAAGGGCUUUAGGGAUGAACAUGGCAUAGCCAUCCUGGUGUACACUGAUUCCUCCAAGCCACUGUACUGGAAGUUGAACAAGGCAGUGAGAGAGGCUGGGGUCUCCCGAGAUAACUACAUGAGCAAUUUCCACUUCAAAGCUCUUCAUUACUAUCUGACGAGAGCCCUGCAGCUCUUACGGGCUGACUGUGGCCACCUGUUCAGACACCAGCUGUUCCGAGGAGUCCGAUCCAUCCGUUUUGAGCCCAGCGGGGCAGGUGUGUUCCGGUUUGGACAGUUCAUCUCUUCCUCGCUGGACGUGGCCUUAGCUCGGAGUUAUGGCAAUGCCACGUUCUUCACCCUGCGCUCCUGCUUUGGCGUCCACAUCGAGUCAUUCUCCACCAUCCCUGCCGAGCGAGAAGUGCUGAUCCCCAUGAGCGAAGUGUUCAACGUCUCCAGUUUCUCCCGGGAGGGGAACCGCAGCAUCUUCCUCCUGCACAGCAUGAACCAGACCUGCAGCCAUUACAACUGCGCCUACCUUGGGGGAGAGAAGUCUCCAGAAUGUGUUGACAACACAGUUGCAGGAAGGAGUGUCAGGGUGUCCAGCAACAUGAGCCCUGUGUUCGUUGGUGGAAUUGUCCUGGUCACCAUUGCUGCUCCGAAACUCUUUGCCAAUUUCAAACUCAUCUUGACUUUGUAAAAAACAAAUAAAAAAAAAUGUCUCAUAAAAAUAAAUGGAGGUGAGGUCCUUUAC